UUAGAGAUAAUUACAACAAUAGAAAAGAUAGUUAAAAUAUAGAAAAAAGGUAAAGCUACCUAUUUGAGUUAAUUUAUAGGUAAACCUGAAGUUAGUAAAGAUUAACAUCUUAAUUAGAGGAGUUCCUUGGAAAAUUUUAUAAAUAACAGAUUGACUUCUCAUUAAGACUUCAAAAAGAGGAAGAAUCUAUUGAGUUAAUAAAAUUAUGUUCAUCGAUAAGAAUAAUGAAGAGAUUGAAUAAAAUUAUUGUCAUAUUUGGCGGGGAUUAUAUUAAUAAGAAAAGAAAGAGGGAAGGAAUUUCAAUUUAUCAAUUGAUACUUGAUUUUAAGUGGGAAGAGAGGUUUUGAG
Molecule: messenger RNA, 348 nt
Organism: Paramecium sonneborni
Lineage: Eukaryota; Ciliophora; Oligohymenophorea; Peniculida; Parameciidae
Source: the annotation of a GenBank genome assembly